AUGGCAAUGGACAUUGAACUGGCCAAAUGUGAGUGUUGUGGAUUGAAAGAAGAUUGCACCCAAGACUAUAUCAGUGAGGUGAAGGAAAAAUUUGAUGGCAAAUGGCUAUGUGGGUUGUGCUCAGAAGCUGUGAGAGAUGAAGUUAACAGAGGUAAGAAGUCAUCUGGUGUGGAAGAAGCUGUGAAGGCUCACAUGUCAUUUUGCCGAAAAUAUAAAUCGAAUCCGGCAACUCGGGUUGCCGAUGGGAUGAGGCAGAUGCUAAGGAGAAGAUCCGGCGAUACCUCGUCAUCAUCGAAUACUUCUGCUAAGAAGUACUCAAGAUCAGCAAGCACAUCCCAAGUAGGAGAUGACUCGUACUUCUCUUAUUACUAG
Molecule: messenger RNA, 372 nt
Organism: Ilex paraguariensis (yerba mate)
Lineage: Eukaryota; Viridiplantae; Streptophyta; Magnoliopsida; Aquifoliales; Aquifoliaceae
Source: the annotation of a GenBank genome assembly